Molecule: messenger RNA, 1044 nt
Organism: Ilyonectria robusta
Lineage: Eukaryota; Fungi; Ascomycota; Sordariomycetes; Hypocreales; Nectriaceae
Exons: 2
Coding region: 1-1044 (347 amino acids)
Molecular function (GO): oxidoreductase activity, acting on the CH-CH group of donors, NAD or NADP as acceptor
Source: RefSeq, a predicted model, not a curated record
AUGACCUCCAACAAAACUCUCAUCUUCAAGAAGGGCCCCACUGGGCUGCCCGUCCCUGGAGAGCACCUCACUGUUGAGGAUCGACCCAUCGACCUCGAGCAGGCGGCUCCCGAGGGCGGCCUCGUCGUUGAGAUUCAAUAUGCCUCUUUCGACCCUUAUCUGCGCGGCAAGAUGCGUGAUCCCUCCAUCAAGUCAUACUCGCCAGCCUUCGACCCAGAUAGCCCCGUUGUCAGCGGCACCGUCUCCAAGGUUCUCAAGAGUGACAACGCGGACUACCAGGAGGGUGACCUCGUCGUCGCAUAUGUCCCCAUCGCCGAGUACGCCCGUGUGGCCAAGGAGGCUUUGUUCAUGGUCCAAAAGAUCUACAACCCCAACAACCUGGAGCUUGGCCUGUUCUUGGGACCUUUGGGCAUGCCCGGACUCACAGCCUGGUCCGGACUGCACAAGAUCGGAAAGCCCCAGAAGGGAGAGACCAUCUUCAUCAGCUCCGCCGCUGGCGCUGUUGGUCAGGUGGUUGGACAGAUUGCCAAGCGCGAGGGUUUGACUGUUAUUGGUUCCGUUGGAUCCGACCAGAAGCUUGAGUACAUCACCAAGGAGCUUGGAUUCGACUCUGGAUUCAACUACAAGAAGGAGAACCCCAAGGAGGCACUGCCUCGCCUGGCUCCUAACGGAAUUGACAUUUACUUUGAGAAUGUCGGCGGUGACCACUUGGAGGCCGCUCUUGCCAAUUUCAAUGUUGGCGGAAGAAUGCCCGUUUGCGGCAUGAUUGAUAUUUACAACACCCCCUACGAGGAGCAGAAGGGUACCAAGGGUCUCAUCCAACUCAUUGCAAAGCAAAUCACCAUGGAGGGUUUCUUGGUCAGCAACCCCAAGUUCGGCCGUGCUUAUGCCAAGGAGCACCAAGAGAACAUGCAGAAGUGGCUUGCUGAGGGCAGUGUGAAGGCGAAGCUGCAUGUGACCGAGGGCAUUGAUAACGCUGCCCAAGGUUUGGUGGACAUGCUCGUCGGAAAGAACUUUGGCAAGGCGAUCCUGAAGGUCAGGUAA